Struthio camelus australis is the source of this 3260-nucleotide messenger RNA. The record is from RefSeq and is a predicted model, not a curated record. Lineage: Eukaryota; Metazoa; Chordata; Aves; Struthioniformes; Struthionidae.
UUUGCGGGGCUGGCCGGGAAGCAGGGCUCCUUAACUCGGUCGGGGUCCGGCCUGGCCCGGGAAGGGCCCCUCUGGCCCAAGCCUGUCGGUCGUGGCCUGGCCGUUUGCUUCCCGUUGGAGGGCGGGCAGGCCGGUGUGGAGCCCGUGACCAGAGCAGCCCCGGGACGCCUGCUGAGGAGCCAGCGGCUGUUAGCGGGCUGCUCUCCUCUUCCCCACUUGCGUUUUCCCUACUUUCUACUUCCAGGCUUUGAGUAACACAAAGGUUGUUCACCAUGGAUCUCUGUCUCUGGCUACACUAAUCUGGGAAGCUUGUCCUCUUCCCGUAAUAAUGCUAUUGAUGGCUUUCAGGUAGAUGAGAUGCUGCAUGCUGGCCAUGGCUUUCAGGGAAGUGAAUGCAAGAAGGCAUGUUGGACUUCAGCAGCUUUCAUCCUUAGCGUUAGUUGGAAGAACGCUACUGGGGCCAAUGAAGUCAUGCAAAUUUGUUGUGGACGAAAGCACCAACCAGAGCGUGUUGACUUGUUCCGCAGUUAGACUGAUCGAAAGUUUGGAUUUAAGUAGUGCUGCUGGACAGCUUCUUAAUGAAACCGUUCAGGCACAAAACAAGGAAUUUAAAACUGGCACGAGUACCCUGUUGUUUCUUGUUGGCGCAUGGAGCAAUGCCGUGCUAGAGUGCCUCCAGCAGAAUGUUCCUGUUUCAGUAAUAGUAUCCGUGAUGUCUGAGGGGUUGAACUCUUGCUGUGAGAAAGUUCAGUGUCUUCAACUAUCAAUACACGAUGUAAAUAAAGAGCUAUGUUGUAGCAGUGUUAGGACAAGCAUUUUUGAAAACAAAACUUCCCAGAUUGGAUCUAAUAGUAUUCUAAAUCCUCCAGUGGAUUUUCAGAAAGGCAUUUCUGCAUCAGAAGAAGUUGUUCCAAGAAAUCCUCAUUCCCAUCCAGAAGAUGGUUGUAAUUUCAGUAACAGCUGUCUGGUUUCAACUUUGACAGGCUUUGGUUCGAUAGCUUCCCUCGUCAAACCAGUGGAUGACAAAAGUAAAUCUGUGAUUUCUGGAAGCGGUGUUAUCCUAUCCAGCUGUAACAAACAAAAAUUAAGUCACAGUAGAUACUUCAGCACUCUAGCAAAAAGCAAUUUUUCAAGUCUGUCAGGCAAUUUUGAGGGUUAUCUCUCAGGACAGUCAGCAUAUCCAUGUGAAUGUAGUGGUUUUGGACACCUGGCAAUGGCUCUGAGCCAUGGAAACCGGACUAACGUGAAACUGCUACAGAACAUUGUUGCCUAUCAACAACAGGGAGCUGAGUGCAGUGGUUCUUCCCGCUUUAACAUCACAGAAAUUGCAACGUGCUGUUUACUGGGCCUGCCUGAAAGUUAUUCUUGUGUUUGCCCAGGCUUUAUCACACUAGUGUCACCAGAACAAGCCACAGUUACCAAAUACCUUCAGGGCAAACCCCUUUGGAUUCUGCUGAUGGAUGGUGACCUAACUGAACAGUAUGGCCACUUAGGUUUUAACAGGCCACGUAAUGUAAGGACCAUAUUGGAGCGUCCAAGCCUACAAGAUGGCAGAUCAGGAGACUUGUGGCUAAGCAGCGUGUUAGACACGCUAAGACGUUUUGAGGUAAACUUGAUUUUGGUUAGAGGAAACGUGUGUGAAAAAUUGAUGGAAAGAUGCAUUGCAAACAACAUAUUGGUAAUUGGUUCUGUGACUCGCAAUGUGUUAGGUGUGUUUGGGGAGGUCACCAGUGCCCAGCCACUGACAUACCUCGCUCAGCUGAAUGCCCGUUACCUAGGGAGGGGGGCCCAGGUGGAGUUGUGGAGGGCUUGUGAUGGGCAUGCGGUUGAGCUGGGUGAGCUUGUGCCAGUCAGGAUAAAAGUGCAAGGAAUUCCCCUGCUCACAGCCAUGCUCACUACUACCGUAGCGUCAAAGAUGCAGCUCAUUGAAGACCAGUUCUGGACAUUUGUGUAUCGACUCCAUCAUGCUUUAAAUGAAGGGAAGGUUUUUCUUGGUGGUGGUGCAGUUGAGCUCUUAUGCCUUAGUCACAUUCAGAUGCUUGCAGAACAGUCUUUAAAGCCAGCAAAUACAAAUGCUGAGAGAGAGUUUCAUAAUCCUCUUUGGCCGGCAGCAUCUUCGACCGAGUAUAGAUCAGUUGUGCUCCGAGCAUUAGCAAGUGGCUGGAGCCAGUUUCUUUCAGCAGUUUUGUGUAACACUGCAAAAGCCACUUCGGGGUUUGAAGCACAUACCUUAAUUAAAUGUCACCUCAAAAAGGCAGCUGACUAUGGCUCUCCCUCAGCGUAUGUAUUGAAAGAGUUUAGAAGAGUUGGUAUGGUCCAGGGAGGUUCUGAUCCCUUCACUGAUCCCAGGGAGGGUUUAAACGUUUAUGAUAAUGUUACAGCCAAAACGGAGGCAUGGCGGAGAGCUCUAGACUUGGUGUUGCUAGUGCUUCAAACAGAUGCUGAAAUUAUCACGGGUCCCAAAAGGAAUCAGCUGUUACACUCGCGUGUGUCAAGUGAAUUUCUGUUUUUAUAGGACUUGCAGUUUGCAGGCUUUAUUUAUGAGUCCAUGAGUUGAUGGAUAGAAAAUUUCAGGUAAAAUCAACAUUUCUGCAUAGUUUAUAAAGCAAGCACUUAGAUGGGGUUAUGAUUUUAGUGUUUAACAGCAGAAAUCAGCAUGUGAAACAGUCACAAGCUAGAUCUAAUUUCCUGUUUCUAGAGGUGGGAAUUAAAUAACAAAAAUCACUUGUGUGCUGGCCCCUAACCCCAGCUGUGCAUUUCCAAAUAAUGAUAUGUGGAUAGAUAAAUCCAGUCACACUGACUUCUCUCACCUUAUUUAGCAGAGCAGAUGUGCAGUUCUCUUUUCAUUAUCACCUACCCACCCACUGGGCAGCUGAGUAUCUGUCCAGUCUAGUUGGAAAAAAGUUUGAUACCUUGGAUACGCUUACACGCUGAACAUGUGCUGCCUGUAUAAUGUAUUUGGAUUUGUGUACUGUGAGUAAAUCAUUCAUAUUUAAUGUCUGCUAAAGGAAGGCAGGGAGUUCUUAAAUAAUGUUGGCAUACUUAUGUAUGUUAAAUGAGAGUAUAUAUGAAGAUGUAAUUCAUAAUUGUUUAUUAAUAUCUUGCUCUCAGGUUUUGUACACUGCAAGUGUAAGAGUUAACUUUUGAGUGUUACAUUUCAUAAGUGAUUGGAUUAUUAGGUCCUACUUUUGCAUGCUUAUAUAAGCCAUGUUUAUGUUGAAUAAAAUAUACCUUUUGGAAUGUCUCAACUCUUGAUACAA